Molecule: messenger RNA, 699 nt
Organism: Meyerozyma guilliermondii ATCC 6260
Lineage: Eukaryota; Fungi; Ascomycota; Pichiomycetes; Serinales; Debaryomycetaceae
Exons: 2
Coding region: 1-699 (232 amino acids)
Biological process (GO): inositol phosphoceramide metabolic process
Cellular component (GO): Golgi membrane; inositol phosphoceramide synthase complex
Molecular function (GO): inositol phosphoceramide synthase regulator activity
Source: RefSeq, a predicted model, not a curated record
AUGAGGGUCCGAUUUGCACGAGCUGCGAAGUUGUUUGUCAUGCGAUUAUCCCAGCUCAAUGGGAAAUUCCUCUUGACCAUUCCCCUCUACAUUGGAGUCGAAGUGGUGCUUGGAACUGCAAUUUUCAAUAAGGCAUCGGGAGCGUUCGGAAUACUUUCCAUCAUUACCGGCCACCCUAUCAACUUUUGGCAAUGGUUAUACAAUAUGUUUGCCUUGGUGGUGCUCCCAUUCUAUAUUCUGGGGCUUUUGAACUUGAAUAGCCGGGAAAAGGGCACUCGGAAGACGUCUCUUGUUUGCAUUUUAUACGUUGUUGACACCAUAGUGGGUUAUUUGUACACAUUAUACUUCAACUACUUUUGGUUCAGCCACGAGGACAACAGUCCUACCUCAGACCCGUACGCUGGAGCCACAAAACCAGACGUGGAUCCCACCAUGGCUGCACAAUCUGCCUCGGCAGAAAGGGAACUAUUUUUGACCAUGGCUAUCACUUUAAUGGUUGCAAUAUUCCGCUUGUACACCACGUUGGUGGUGGUAUCGUUUACAAGGGCCCUUCUCAAACUGGAGGCCGCAGCUCAACGCUAUUCAAAUGAACCGGAGGUGGUGCCAAUUAUGGAACCUGGAUGGCGCGGCCGCAUUACCCAUUUUGUUUACGAUUUGGAGAUAAGAUCCAGAGAAUGGCUUCGUUCUGCAUUCGUAUAA